AUGGGCAAGAAACGAGUUCUAGUAGGCUACGGCGUCGACAUCGAUUCAGUCGCCGGCUGGCUAGGCUCCUACGGCGGCGAAGACAGCGUCAGCGACAUAAGUCGAGGUAAAUGCCCUCCCCUAGAACGCAAAACCAAAUAUUUACCUGAACCAGGCCUCUGGGCCGGCCACAUCGGCACCCCCCGCCUCCUAAACCUCUUCUCAAAACACAAUAUCAAAGCAACAUGGUUCAUCCCCGGCCACUCCCUAGAAACCUUCCCCGAAGAAUGCGCCCAAGUCCGGGACGCCGGCCACGAAAUCGGACUCCACGGCUACAGUCACGAAAACCCCGCUGCAAUGUCAAAAGAACAGCAGCACGACAUCCUCGAUAAAACAUAUCACCUCCUCAAGGAUUUCACCGGCAAGCCGCCACGCGGUAUCGUCGCGCCUUGGUGGGAGGCGAGCGCCGAGAUGGUCGAGCUUCUCCUCGCUUACGGGAUUGAGUAUGAUCAUUCGAUGUCGCAUCAUGAUUGUCAGAUGUACUGGUUGCGCACUGGUGAUUCGUGGACGAAGAUCAAUUACAAGGAGAAGGCAGAGACGUGGAUGAAGCCGCUCGUGAGGGGGCAGGAUACGGGGUUGGUGGAGAUUCCGGGGAGUUGGUAUAUUGAUGAUUUGCCGCCGAUGAUGUUUAUCAAGGGUUCGGCUAAUAGCCACGGGUGGGUGAAUCCGAGGGAUGUUGAGGAUAUUUGGAAGGAUCAUUUCGAUUACUUCUACAGGGAGUAUGAUGAGUUCGUUUUUCCUAUGACGAUUCAUCCGGAUGUCUCUGGCCGUCCGCAUGUGUUACUUAUGCAUGAGAGGAUUAUCGAGCACAUAAACAAACACGAGGGCGUCGAGUGGGUGACCUUUGAGCAGAUGGCUGAUGAGUUCAAGAAGAAGAAUAGCCCUCCUGAGGGUGCGCUGAUGCCUGCUGUUAACCCUGAUGUGUGA
Messenger RNA from Penicillium cinerascens, 966 nucleotides. Its product is annotated as polysaccharide deacetylase family protein. The coding region runs from base 1 to 966 and encodes 321 amino acids. The record is from RefSeq and is a predicted model, not a curated record. Gene Ontology annotation, biological process: carbohydrate metabolic process. The transcript is spliced from 3 exons. Gene Ontology annotation, molecular function: hydrolase activity, acting on carbon-nitrogen (but not peptide) bonds. NCBI's taxonomy places the organism in Eukaryota, Fungi, Ascomycota, Eurotiomycetes, Eurotiales, Aspergillaceae.